GCUUCCGCCACAGAUGGCAUUUACUUGCCACGUCACGUCAGUCUUAAUUGUGGCAUACCAAUUGAGACACCAGCACUAGCAAUUAACCGUCUAUGUGGCUCUGGCUUUCAAUCUAUUGUGAACGGCGCACAGGACAUCUUGGUGGGCAGUGCUAAGGUGGCGUUAACCGGUGGUGUCGAGAAUAUGUCACAGGCACCAUUUGUUGCACGCAACAUCCGUUUUGGCACUACUUUAGGCGCUAACUACAAUUUAGAAGAUUCUUUGUGGUCUGGACUAACUGAUUCAUACUGCAAAUUACCUAUGGCGUUAACUGCCGAGAAUUUAGCUGAACAAUUCAAAAUCACACGUGAGCGUGUCGAUGAAUUUUCACUUCGUUCGCAGCAAAAUUGGGCAAGAGCACAAAAGGAAGGCGUUUUUAAUAGCGAAAUUACACCCAUUAAAUUGAAAGUGAAGGGUAAAGAAGUCAAUUUUGUUGUUGAUGAACACCCAAGGCCACAAACCACAAUUGAGGGAUUGGCUAAGCUGCCAUCACUGUUCAAGAAAAAUGGCGCAGUCACUGCUGGCACAGCUUCGGGUAUUUCUGAUGGUGCGGCUGCUGUUAUCGUCGCCUCUGAAGAAGCUGUGAAGGAGUAUAAUUUGAAGCCACUUGCACGACUUGUUGCUUACUCAUUCGUUGGUGUGAAACCAGAAAUUAUGGGUUAUGGUCCAGUGCCAGCCAUUCAAAAUGUACUCAAAGUUAGUGGCAAGAAAUUGGAGGACAUCGACCUUAUUGAGAUUAACGAAGCUUUUGCCGCUCAAACGCUUGCCUGUGUUGAUGCGCUGGGUCUGGAUGUAUCAAAGUUGAAUGUUAAUGGCGGCGCUAUAGCCGUUGGUCAUCCAUUAGGUGCAAGUGGUUCACGCAUUACUGGUCAUUUGGUGCACGAAAUGAAGCGCAAGAACUUGAAGUACACCAUUGGUUCAGCAUGUAUUGGCGGCGGUCAAGGUAUCGCCCUGUUGUUGGAGUCUGUUUAAAAAGCUGUGAAAGUCAAACUACUAUUUUGCAUUUAAUUCAUUUGCCAAUACUUUUAAAGUGUAGCAAUAUAGCUCUAAGCAUUAUUAAUAUUAUUUUUUAUUUUUAAUAUACAUACAUA
Molecule: messenger RNA, 1130 nt
Organism: Bactrocera dorsalis (oriental fruit fly)
Lineage: Eukaryota; Metazoa; Arthropoda; Insecta; Diptera; Tephritidae
Gene: yip2
Product: 3-ketoacyl-CoA thiolase, mitochondrial
Biological process (GO): fatty acid beta-oxidation
Molecular function (GO): acetyl-CoA C-acetyltransferase activity
Source: RefSeq, a predicted model, not a curated record